Truncatella angustata is the source of this 890-nucleotide messenger RNA. Its product is annotated as Sialidase. The coding region runs from base 135 to 764 and encodes 209 amino acids. The record is from RefSeq and is a predicted model, not a curated record. The transcript has a single exon. NCBI's taxonomy places the organism in Eukaryota, Fungi, Ascomycota, Sordariomycetes, Amphisphaeriales, Sporocadaceae.
UCCGGAACCACGACCUGGGGCCCGACGGCAAGCCGGCGCACUUCCGCAUCACGGUCUGCAGGUCCGGCGACGGGGGGCGGACGUGGCAGUUCGCGAGCCAGGCUGCCGAGCAGUCUGCUGGCCAGAGUGGCGGCAUGGGGCUGUGGGAGCCGUUCAUCCGUGUGGGCAAACAUGGCGAUAUUCAGCUGACGUACUCGGCGGAGCUGGCAGGCGACAAUCAAGAGACCUUCCGAGUCGUGAGCAGGGACGGCGGGCAGAGCUGGUCUCCGCCGCAGUGCCUGAGAUGCCACGGCCCGGAGGAGAGGUUAAGAGACGGCAUGCAGGGCAUCGUUGAGGUGCGGGAUGCCUCAUCUGGCCAGGAGGCCCUGGUCAUUGUGUUUGAGACGACGCGGCACGGUACAUUCAGUGUCGAGUACGCCAUCAGUUUCGACGACGGCCAUUCUUGGGGCGCGAGAGGCGUGGUCUAUUGUCCACCAUGGGGACGUAAUGCCGGCGCGCCGCAAAUCGCAAGAUUUGGCAACGGAGCGCUGGCAGUUAUCUUCAUGACUGACGAAGACUCGUCUGCUGUUGACUGGCCGAAGAAUGCGGCAGUGAAGAGCGUGGUGUCAGACGGCCUGAAUCAUGGCAGAAUCAACUGGAGCAAGCCGAUGGUGAUCAGCCAAUCAAGCAACUGGCCCGGUCUGUUGGAGGUGGGACAUGGAGAAGUCAUGGCUGUGUACGAGCAUGGUGGACAACCUUUAGGAAAGGUGUUGCGAUGGAGAUAAGAUGAUUGGAGCCAAGAGGCUCAUUUUUAUAUCCAUAGCUGGUUUGUGAGAAUUGCAUGACCAAUACUACAAACCCUUCCUAAGAUAUGCAGUAAGUGAAAAAGCCAAGGCGCUUGUUUGUAGUCA